Molecule: messenger RNA, 453 nt
Organism: Stylonychia lemnae
Lineage: Eukaryota; Ciliophora; Spirotrichea; Sporadotrichida; Oxytrichidae
Source: the annotation of a GenBank genome assembly
AUGGGUUAUUUCUUGUAGAAAAGAGGCCUUGAGUAAUACUUUGUAGGCUUUAUGUAAGGAAUGAUGGAUAAUACUCAAUCAACUUCAACAUGCCUGACAUCAGGGCUACAGCUAGACACCAUUUUAGGCACUGUAGAAAAUACUUUAGUUGAUGUAUAUCAAAAUAAGAACAUUAAUAUCGCAACAAUUAUCAAUAGUCUGAAUACUUCAAUAAACAAUUGGAAUAGCAUACAAUCUGAUUGCCAGAUAAAUACUCUAUAAGAAAACAUUAGUUAAAGUAUUUCAACAUCUUCUGUUGAAGAUUAUAUCAAGAGAAUUUGCUAUAAAUUUGGAGUAUUCUUUAAAUACACAAUGAUCCUUCAUACAGGAGUAAUGACUGGUAAUAAGCAAUUUGUUGGAGAGGCUAUAGGAGUUUAUUUCAAAUUAUUAUUCAACGUAGUAAGGUCACCAUGA